GUCGCUCCGAUUCACUGCGCUGCUACAUUGUGCCAUAUUUUCAGAAACUCCACGUAAACACAAUCCCACUUGUGGUCGAAUCCCAAUUCCUUGUUAAACACAUUCAUUCGUCAACACUCGUCCCUUUCCGUAAACUGCGAGAAGAUUGUCCCGGAAUGACACGAGCUGGUCACGAAUGAAUCACUUCCUGCUUCUGAAUUUCCCUCAACACCAGCUGAGAUGGCGACCUCCCAGAAGUUAACAGAACACUUCCUGACAUGCACGAUAUGUACAGAGGUGUUUGACAAGCCCUGUACACUUGUAUGUAAUCACACCUUCUGUCGGAAAUGUGUGGUCAACUACACCAAAACCAGACCAGAAGCCAUCAGUGCCAAGUCUCUCCUGUGUCCAUUCUGCAGCAAGAUGACGAAAGUGUCUGCCCCUGAGAGACCAGUGGAGGAGUGGGCGGAUGACGUCAAACCUAGCUUUGUCAUCCAGGGACUCUUGGACUCGUUUGGCCCCGGAUCAAAAGAUACAACCGACUGCAGUUAUUGCAAGGAGGAAGGGGAGACAACACCAGCUACAUCUUGGUGCUCUGUCUGUGAUGACGCACUCUGUGAACGAUGUUUACGGGUGCACAAACGAAUCCCAUCUACCAAUCACCAUGACGUAGUUGACCUGUCUGGAGAGACAAAGGUCAAAAGAAAGGUCAUGUGUAAAGUUCACAAGGAUGAAAAUAUCAAAUAUAUUUGCAAAGAUUGUAAAACAGCUGUCUGUCAAAUAUGCUGCACUAUCCAUCACAGGAAAUGUGACUUGGUUGUAGAAAUUGAGUCGGAGAUUCCUGCAACGAAAACCGAGCUGAGAAGGAAUAAAGAGGUAUUGUUGAAGAAACACGACGAGAUGAAAACACAUGUUAGAAAACAAACCUCCAAAGUCGAUGAAGCAUUAACGCAUUACUUACAAAUAGAAUCGAAUAUCAAGUCUGCAAGUCUCAAAGCAAUAGAGGCGAUCAAAGUCAAGGAACGGAAACUUUUGGCUGAACUGAAAGAAAUGUCUGACAAACACAUUGGAGAACUGAAGGCAGACAUAAAGUCAGGUGAGAUGUCAGUACAGAUGUACCAACAACAGGCUGAGCUGAUAGACCAGACUCUACAAUCUGAGUGUGACAUGGGUGUGUAUGAGAUGUACCAGGGAUGUGAGGCUGGUGAUGUGGAGGCUGUCGGAGUCACAGGCGUGAAGGAGAAGGGAAGAAUAGCCAGGAUCAUGUUCAGACAGGACACGGACAAGCUGAGUAGAGCACUGGACGAUCUACAUCUGGGUGAGAUAGGCGUCAUGUAUGAGGGUGUGCUGGACCUGAAGGCGACUCCUGUGUUACAGGACACCAUUAACGUGCUGGACCUGAAGGCUACUCCUGUGUUACAGGGCACCAUUAACACCAGAGUAGCAGGGGAUACAUCCGGGGCAUACCCCUAUGACGUGAAGGUGUUAGUGGUGAAUGGUACAGACACAGUCGUAGUCACAGACUACUUGAACAACAGUGUGAAAUCCUUCUACACCAGGAACAAGCAGCCAUGUCACAGCAGGCUCAGUAUGAGUGGUCGUCCGUGGGGUAUAACAACGUUGAAGGUCAACCAGGUGGCUGUCACUGUGCAAGGUACCAGACAGAUUGUAACAGUACAAGUCAACCCUGACCUGGUGCUGCUGUCAACCAUCACAACCAGCAAACAGUACUUGGGUAUCACGUCUCUGACACCAUCAACACUAGCAGCAGGUUCCAGCUCUCCUCCCUGUGUCGAUAUCCUGGAUAUGGCGGGACACGUGCUGAAGUCAAUUUGUCCAGGCCAACCUAGUAGAUACAUCUUGAAGAAUCCCCUCUACCUCUGUACCACGAGGACAGGAAACACCCUGGUGUUUGACUGGGGAUCCACGUGUGUCGUGUGUCUGACUCCCGAGGGAGAUGUGGUGUUCACCUACAGCCCUUCAGGUGACAAAGUACUGAAAUAUCCACUUGGUAUCACAAGUACCAGCACAGGCGACAUCCUGGUGACAGACAACAAUCUACACAGAGUCCUCCACCUGACUGAGUCAGGACAGUUUGUUAGAAACAUACUGACAUCACAGGAUGGUGUCUGGAAUCCAUGUGGAGUGUGUGUUGGUGGGCGUGGCCGCAUUUACGUGUGUACAUCACAUGAAGUGAAGGUAUUUACAUUGAAGUGAAUGAACAUGUCACAAUCCUCCUUUCAAUCAACUGUAGUCACGUGUGAGUUGAGGAUUUAUGUGUUUUGAUAUGUGUCAUUGUGUAUUUACCUGUAAGCACAUUUCACCAUGUUUUAGUAAAAUCACAUUAUAUAUUAAUGUUGAAUCAUCCAUCUGAGCUUUGCUAUUUAAUGAAUGAUGAUGAAAUGAAUGAAGAUUUAAUCGCACACGGUCUGUAAGUGUACACAUUUUAUAUGUAAUCUCAAUACACGGCUGUUCACGUACUGCUUUUAUCGUCCAUAUCACAUCUGAACAUGUUUUCUAUUUUUUAUAUUACCAACUUCGAAUAUAAGUGGAUUAAAUAAAAGACCCUUACAUCGAAUACCAGAUCCCCCACAUGAUGUGUUUUUCAUCUUGCAACCACUUUGAGAGUGUAACGGAGCUGUGUUAUAACUAGAGGUGUCGUGAGCUGAGUCGGAGUAGGAUGGAUAUUUACAUGACAGUAAUCCUUGCUUGCUGUGUUGAGGACAAUAAGCAGCACUGUUUUGUUACAGAUUUACACACGGGCGCCGUUUUACUAUCUAUUUCUGAUUUAUAUCAUCAAUUCAUUUUAUGAUACCCCAAGAUUAAUUAUUGUAAUCAUAAUUCAAGUGUAUUAUGGAUCUAUUCGUGAUAUCUGAUGUGUCUGUGGAAUAUCUACAUGACAGCCAGACUUCCUUGAUAUGCGGAAAAAAAGACUUGUUACAGACAUUCUUCCGACCACAUAGAUCUGGGAGACAGUUGCACUGCUGUGUCACUGUGACCUGCAAAGGAGGCCCGCGAGAGUCUGGCGUUUCUGAAUUCUAAGGUCGAGAGGCUGAUCAUGUGACAUGCGGUACGAAAACCGCCAAACCAGUCACAGUGAAAAGCCCGUAUUAAGCAGCCGUUGUGACCAACCGAUCACCAAUUCAGUCACCUUGUAAGACACCUGUGGAUACAAAGGGACGAAUUUAGCGCAAUGUAAGCCUCAGUGUUCCACAGAAUCACCAGAAACUACUAUUGUACAUAUAUACAUUAAAUGUACUAAUUGUUUUGGUAACUUAACUGAACUGUUUCGCGUUAUGAAGCACAUAACCGACAGCUCUCUUGUUUCUGCGGUGAGGACGUGUUACGCUCACCUGGUACCUAAGCUGUCAAAGGGAGAUAAAUCGUGAUUGGAUGCUUUUGAAGCGCAAUAAAAUACAGUGAACGAAUA
This is a messenger RNA of Haliotis rufescens (red abalone), 3409 nucleotides long. RefSeq names its product protein wech-like. NCBI's taxonomy places the organism in Eukaryota, Metazoa, Mollusca, Gastropoda, Lepetellida, Haliotidae. The record is from RefSeq and is a predicted model, not a curated record. Bases 220 to 2196 code for a protein of 658 amino acids. The transcript has 3 exons. Gene Ontology annotation, molecular function: protein binding; zinc ion binding.